CUACUGUAUCAGUGUGAGGCGUGACACUGCAGUAUGAGUAAUCUCAUGCUCAGACUAUAUCAAUACAAACUUAAAGCAAGGAGACCAAUGUGAUAACUUACUUCUUUCUCACUUAAAACGAUGUGGAAACAUAAGGUAGUCAUGGUCCUGAUGUUGGGGAACAUAUUAGUGUCUGCAGAAACAGAGAACAGCAGGAAAGAUGUGAAGUCUCGCAGACGCAAACUAGAGGCGCGGAAAGGCUCUGCCCGUAUUUCUCCGGAUCCAAUGAUGACCGGGCCAGAGUCAGGUGUGAUGCCCGGUGCUAUUGAAGUGGACUUUGAUAAGAGCAUUGAAGACAUGGUGUCCCAGGUCAGAAAUAAUCCGAAUUUAUCCAUAAACCAAUGCGUGGUGGAUCGCAAACUUUGGAUGUCCAACAGUCGCAGCCUCUCUCCGUGGUCCUACAGAAUAAAUCACGACGAGGAACGUAAACCCGUGGACAUCCCCGAGGCCGUGUGCUCGUGCGUGGGUUGCAUCAAUCCUUUCACCAUGCAAGAGGAUCGCAGCAUGACCAGCACUCUCAUUUACACCAAAAUCCCCGUGCGCAGACUUAUGUGCCACCGGCCGACGAAGAAGCCGAGGAAGAAUAAGAAUAAAUGCGAGCCGCGAUUCAGGACGGUCGUGGAGAGCAUCGCCGUGGGCUGCACGUGCAUCGUGGGUUAGCUUGGGUGUGGGACCUUAACCUGUUAUUGGCUAAUACUUUGUAACACUGCAAAAGAAUGAUGAUUGUGAAUAUAUAUGUAUAUAUUUUAUUUGAGAAACUGUAAAAACAAGAUAAACCAUUACAGCAAUACUUGGUUACAAUGGGAAUUGUAUUGGUUACCAGUAGGGAACUCUAAUGUGGUGGGUUCUGUUGAUUGGAUGUUAUCUGGUGGAUAGGAACCAUUAGAACAUCAUUACAUCUUACUGAAAUAAGACCCCAAAUGAAUACUGGUUUUGAUGGUAACAACUGGUGGUUCAUGGUUUUGAGAACAGAAUUUUAUUUCUAUUCUUUUCAGCAUUGCAAAUGCUUUGAUUUAUUGUGCACGCUUUAUUAUGCAAUCCUGUACAUAUCUUUAUUUUGUUGUGUGAAAGCUUUCAUGAUUUAAAUAAAUAGAUGUUUUGUUUCUGUACCUUACAGUAUGGCCUAAGCGCGCGCGCGUGUGUGUGUUUUAAAAUAAGUUUAAUA
Messenger RNA from Paramisgurnus dabryanus, 1204 nucleotides. Its product is annotated as interleukin-17B-like. Gene Ontology annotation, cellular component: extracellular region. Lineage: Eukaryota; Metazoa; Chordata; Actinopteri; Cypriniformes; Cobitidae. Gene Ontology annotation, biological process: inflammatory response. The record is from RefSeq and is a predicted model, not a curated record. Gene Ontology annotation, molecular function: cytokine activity.